GAACCGGGUCCGGACAGGCUGGGGACUCCCCUCGGCGACCAGGCCGCCCUGCACGGCUCUGCCUGGGUCACAACUUGCUGAGUCCCUCCCCGCGCAGCUGUAACUCUAAACUGGUCGAGUGAGGCCUAUUUUUAUCCAGAAACCGGCGACCCGGGGCUCCUGAGGAGAUCGCUCAGAUGGAGGGCCAGCCCUGCUCUGCAAGGUUUCUCGCAAAUUGGUGGGAAAGGGAAGUCUUGUCCUGAUAUCCUUUCUUGGAGAGCUCAGUGUCCUAUUGCCAAGUCCUGAGAAAGGGGGUUGGGUUGCAGUGGACCUUUCUGAUGUGGCUGUUGCCUGCGCUUGGGGUGCUGUAUCUGAACCCCAUUGAUUGGCCAGGAAGCGGCUGUCCUGAGGUCACCAAGAUUUAGCCUGCCCCAUCUGUGGCCUGGCCCAGAUCCUGCAGGAAUUGCCCCGAGAACUCCUGGGAACAGGCUUGUAGUGGUGCAGAGAUGGAUGUAGAAGCCAAGUACCGCAUGGCCUCCUUGUACGUGGGUGACCUGCACGUAGAUGUCACCGAGGACCUAUUGUUCAGGAAGUUCAGUGCGGUGGGCCCUGUGCUGUCCAUCCGCAUCUGCAGGGACGCGGUCACCCGCCUCUCUCUGGGCUAUGCUUACGUGAACUUCCUGCAGUUGGCCGAUGCCCAGAAGGCUCUAGACACCAUGAACUUUGACACGAUAAAAGGCAAAUCCAUCCGUCUCAUGUGGUCUCAAAGGGAUGCCCACCUAAGGAAAUCUGGAGUUGGGAAUGUGUUCAUCAAAAACCUGGACAAAUCCAUAGAUAACAAGACGCUGCACGAACAUUUUUCAGCUUUUGGAAAGAUCCUUUCCUCCAAGGUGAUGAGUGAUGACCAAGGCUCCAAGGGUUACGGCUUCGUGCACUUUCAGAACCAGAGCGCGGCCGAGAAGGCCAUCGAGGAGAUGAACGGGAAGCUGCUCAAAGACUGCAGGGUGUUUGUGGGCAGAUUCAAAAACCGCAAGGAGCGCGAGGCCGAGCUCAGAAGCAAAGCCUCCAGCGAAUUCACCAACGUUUACAUCAAAAACUUUGGGGAUGACAUGGAUGAUGAGAGACUGAAGGAGGUUUUCAGCAAGUAUGGCCACCCCCUGAGUGUGAAGGUGAUGAGAGACGCCAGCGGGAAAUCCAAAGGCUUCGGCUUCGUGAGCUUCGAGAGCCACCAGGCUGCCCAAAAGGCAGUUGAAGAAAUGAACGGAAAGGACAUAAACGGGCAGCCGGUUUUUGUGGGCAGGGCACAAAAGAAAGGAGAGAGGCAGGCUGAGCUAAAGGAAAUGUUUGAGCAGAAGAAAAAGGAAAGAAUCCGUGGACGCCAGGGGGUAAAACUGUACAUUAAGAAUCUGGACGAUUCCAUCGAUGAUGAGAAGCUACGGAAGGAGUUUUCUUCUUUUGGAUCCAUUAACAGAGUGAAGGUAAUGCAGGAGGAAGGGCAGAGCAAGGGGUUCGGCCUCAUCUGCUUCUCCUCCUCCGAGGAGGCCCUCGCAGCCAUGGCUGAGAUGAAUGGCCGCAUCUUGGGCUCCAAAGCCCUGAACAUUGCCCUGGCCCAGAAGCAUAACUGACCUCGCCCGCCAGCAUUUAUAGCAGGUGGCGGAACCAGAGCCAUCUCUGCCUCAAUUGCCUUCAGUGAACUUUACAGCCCACUGAUGGCUGCUUAAGUUAUUAGUAAAUUCUAUGAUAAAAAUUUAGAUCUUUUUUUUAACACAAAAACAAAUUUUUAAAAAAACUUUUGUAAAGAAACAAAACGAAACUUGGUUCGUUUUACAGAGGCACAGCUUUUCAUUUUAAAAUUGCAGAUUUUUUUUUAAAAAAAUUUUGAUGUAGCAGUCAGAGCAAUAAAUGUGGUUAGAUAUAUCUUAAUGCUAUUUUGAACCAGCUGAAGUAAUUGUGAGUCUAUUGCAUAUUUUCUUUCUUACUUGAAUGAUAUGAUUAGCUUUAAUUUCUUCUGUGAAAAUAGGUUCAAAGUAAGGAAUACAGAGUAAUUUAUUUUUUACCAAUAAAUUUUGUAAUUUUUUUUUAACAAAAUUGUUUUUGAGAAAUCAAAAGUUUAGACAUUAGUAGUCCCCAUUCAGUUAAGUGUCUGAUUUCAUUUUGAGUUAAUGUUUUAAGUAUCAGGGAGUAGCUGAAUUUCUUUUAAAUUUGUAUAGGGACAUGGUUGUUUUUGUAAUGGUUUAAAAUUAUGCAGGUUUUUAAAGUUGGCUACAAACUGGUUUUUUAAGCUAUUUUUUUUCACUUUUUCUAUUGGUUUAUUAUAAUCCAGUCCUUUCUAGUUUUCUAAAUUGUUGCUUGCAUAGUAAAACUUUAUACAUUCCUUAAAUUAUAGUUCUGUAUCAGUUCAGGUGACCCAAAGAUGGGCUGGUCUUAAAUCAUUUUAGGCCUGUGCAGCUCAAUGUUAUACCAUAAGUUUUUGUCACAUACCAAUAGUAUGAAAUGCAUAUGUAUAGAACAUAGAAAAUAUGUUUAAAAUCUAUGUUUAAAUCUCUGUUUUAGAGUGAUCCAUGUUACUGAUGCUCUCUCAGGGUUCCAAACAGUUAAGUUCCUUUAUUUUUAUAAAUGUACACCUCCUUUUAUUAGACUGUGAGAGCUAUGUUGCUCAUUAAUAUUCACUCCCAGCCUUGAUUGAUCAGAAAUUCACUAAUUGAAGUUAUAUUGCUUGGACUGUUUUCUAGAAUAAGUUUUAUAUUAGUCUCAUUCCCAAAUAUUUUCUUUCCUUUCUUUCAAUCAAAUUACUCAGCUCCUUUUUACACUUUUUAAAAAGGCAUUUAGUAAUUGGCUUUUUAUUAUGUGCUGCUUCAAAUUCAUUUGGAAAAAGCAGCGAGUUAUUUAUUUACAUUUAAAUAAUUUCUUUAAAAAUUCUUAUGUUGUACAGGGCUGUAAUCUCAGCUGCUGGAGGCUGAGG
Molecule: messenger RNA, 2941 nt
Organism: Ictidomys tridecemlineatus (thirteen-lined ground squirrel)
Lineage: Eukaryota; Metazoa; Chordata; Mammalia; Rodentia; Sciuridae
Gene: Pabpc4l
Product: poly(A) binding protein cytoplasmic 4 like
Molecular function (GO): RNA binding
Source: RefSeq, a predicted model, not a curated record